Durio zibethinus is the source of this 4014-nucleotide messenger RNA. The record is from RefSeq and is a predicted model, not a curated record. NCBI's taxonomy places the organism in Eukaryota, Viridiplantae, Streptophyta, Magnoliopsida, Malvales, Malvaceae.
AUGGCUGAAGCUGUGAGCGUUGCUGCAAAGGGAAUAGUUUCCUGCCUGAGUUCAGAUGUGUUGCACGAUGCAGAAGACAGACAAGGGAGAGAUAGAGCUAUUAGAAGAUGGCUGCUGAAGCUUCAGGAAGUGGCUUAUGAGGCAGAUGAUGUUCUUGAUGAUCUUGUUUAUGAAGAUCUACGAAGAGAGAUCGUGAUAAAUAAGCCCAUGUGCAGCUUAGUGUGGAAACAGGUGUGCAACUUCUUCUCUCUCUCCAACCCUGUAUUGUUUCACUUCAUUAUGGCCAAUAAAGUUGAAGAGAUCAAUGCAUCUUUGGAUAAAAUAAAAAAUGAAGGAUUUGUUUUGGGACUUCGUAAUAGAGUUGGAUCAGUCGGUAGAAUUACCGAAAUGAUCAGCCAAGACUGCAACUCUGACUCCAUCCUCGAUUCUGAACCUGUUGGAAGGAGAGAUGAUGUCUCAAAGAUUAUCAACAUGCUGAGUAGUCUGAGCAACCAACAUGAGAUCUCUUUCAUUUCCAUAGUUGGUAUGCCAGGCAUUGGAAAGACAACCUUGGCUAAAUCGGUGUGUAAAGAAGUAAAAGAGAAGAAGAUUUUUGAUGUAGCAAUUUGGGUGUGUGUUUCUGACGAUUUUAGUCACCAAAAGAUUUUAGGAGGAAUGUUAGAAUCUCUGGACAGAAGUGCUGGUGGCAUGACUAAUAUUGAUGCCAUACUUCAAAACCUUCGAAAAGAGUUGAAAGAUAGAAGUUUUCUUCUGAUUCUUGAUGAUGUGUGGAAUGAAGAUUGCCAGAAGUGGCGUGAACUGAAGAACCGUUUGUCAAAAAUUAAUGAUAAUGCAGGUGAAUUAUCCAUACAAAAAAAGGACAAAGCAAAUGCUAUUGUUGUGACCACUCGUAGCCAGAACGUUGCAUCUAUUGUGGAGACAUCUGCUUAUCAUAGGCAUCACUUGGAAAAAUUAUCAAAUGAAGAAUGCUGGUCAAUUAUCAAGGAAAGAGCCUGCAAGAAAGGAAGGGCUUUAAUAAGUUCAGAUCUAGAAGAUAUUGGAAGGGUGAUUGCAGAAAAAUGUGGAGGUGUGCCAUUGCUUGCAAGUGUUUUAGGAGGGACUCUGGGUUUUACUAGGGAACAAGAAAAGUGGUUGGCGAUGAAAAAUAGUGAUGUUUGGAAUCUAGGAAACACCGAUGAGGUUUUACCUAAGCUGAAGUUGAGUUUUGACAACUUGCCAUUUUGUUUGAAGCAAUGUUUUGCAUAUUGUUCAAUCUUUCCGAAAGACCACGUUUUUGAAAAGGAUCAACUGAUUCAGCUUUGGAUGGCUCAAGGUUUUCUUCAUUCAUUUGAGGAAAUUACAUGGUCUGAAGAAGGCGGUGGUCCAGAGUUGGAAGAUAUUGGUGAUAAGAUUUUUAAUGGCUUGCUAUCAAACUCUUUAUUCCAAGAUGUGGAAAGGGACACAUGUGGAAACAUCAAAACUUGCAAGAUGCAUGAUGUAGUGUAUGAUCUUGCUCAAUUUGUUUCAAAAUCUGAAAUAUGUGCUUCCAAGUUGACCACUGAUAUUUCUGAUCAUAUUCGACAUAUAAAUGUUGCUUAUGAUGAGGAAUUGGUGCCUAAGAUCACAGAGGAUGUUGCUAAAAAAUUGCGGUCUUUGUCUUCAAAAGUUAAUGUCUUCAAUGAUGUGUCAAGAGAUCUUGAAAGUUUACGAGUUUUAAACUUUGGUGAUGCUAUGAUCAAUGACUUACCAGCUUUUCUUGGUAGAUUCAAGCGUUUGAGGUACUUGGAUGUUUCGGGAAGUAGCAUAACAACACUACCUCAAUCCAUGGACAGACUUUACAAUUUGCAAACAUUAAGAUUCAUGCAUUGCAGAUAUCUGAAAAUGCUUCCGAAGGGAAUAUUGGGAAACUUAGUAAGCUUGAGACAUAUUUAUUUCAAUGAUAAAAAGCUUAUGCCAGUUGAGAUUGGGAGCCUACCUAGUCUAAGGACGUUGCCAUUAUUUGUUGUGGGUGUGGAAAUUGGAUUUCAAGUCAAGGAGCUGGGAAAUUUAAAUCAACUUCGAGGAGAAUUGAGGAUAUGCAAUCUUGAGUAUGUUAAAGACAGAGAAGAUGCCAGGGGUGCAAAAUUGGAAGAAAAGACAAACAUAUACAAAUUGAUAUAUGAAUGGAGCUCUGAAAGAGAGGGUUUUGACAAUGAUGAGGAAGAGGUGAAUAUUUCAGAUGUCCAAUGGAGCUAUAAAAGCUUCAAUUAUGAUGAAGAAAUGUUGGACGACUUGCAGUCUUACUCAAGUGAUCAUAGCUUCAGCCAGGACGAAAUGCUAGAUGAUGACUUGGACGAAACUGAAGGCUUGAACCAUGAUGAGGAUUUGCUGGUCAGCUUGGAGCCUCACUUAAAUCCCAAACGAAGCUAUGUAAGUGGGUUCUUCAGCCGGGACAAAGUGCUGGAUGAUGACUUGGAUGAAAGUGAAGGCUUUAACCAUGAUGAGGAUUUGUUGGUCAGCUUGAGGCCUCACUCAAAUCCCAAACGGAGCUAUGUAAGUAAGUUCAAUCAUGAUGAAGUGUUGAAGGGUUUGAAGCCUCCCCCAAAUUUGAAAAGUUUGAGUAUCAGGAAUUCCAGGGGUAAGAACUUUCCAUCAUGGGUUUGGAGGAGCAUCAAUAGUGGUUGUAGUGAUUCAUCUUUGCUGAAUAAUUUGGUGGAAUUGAAUUUAUUCAAUUGCAUGAAUUGCAAAAGUCUUCCAACUCUUGGGAAAUUACCCAAUCUCAAAAUUCUUGAAAUAAAACGGAUGAAGAAUGUGAGGUGCAUAGGUAGUGAAUUUUAUUGUGAUCAUAGUGAUGCUGGUGUGUAUGAAGUAUUAUUUCCGGCAUUGAAAGAACUCACCAUAGAGGAUAUGGAAGCUUUGGAGAAAUGGAUGGAUCCAACCUUUUUUUCUUUUGGCGAAAGGAUGGACCCAACCUUUGAAAUUGUUACCUUACAUGGUAUGGGAACUUCAGACCAAAAGGUUAAACCGACAGACAGAUUAGUAGAUGUUGUUUUUCCUUGCCUUGAAGAGUUGACUAUUGGUUGCUGUCCUGAGUUGAGGAUUGUUCCAAUGAUGGGUGGAUUGCCAUCUCUUCAAACGCUAAAAAUUUACUCUUGCAAGGAGUUAAGAUGUAUAGCUGAUGGACUAUCUGCAUCAACUCGUCUCAGAAAAAUAAAUAUACAAGUUUGCCAUAAUUUGGGAUCCAUACCUGACAUCGGCAGGCUCCCCUUUCUAAAGGAAAUAAAGUUAGAGAAGUGCAGAGGAUUAUCAUCUCUGCCAAUGGGGAUCUCAUACUGUACUUCUCUUGAGAAUUUGUCAAUACAUGAUUGCCCUUGUCUGACAUGUAUUCCAAACAUAAUUGCACUCUCCUCUCUAAGAAUAUUAAUUCUAAACAAAUGUGAGGGCCUAAGGCAGCUACCAAGAGGGUUGGAAUUCUGUUCUUCUCUUGAACAAUUGGACAUAGUUGCUAACUUCAAUCUGGAAGUUUUUCCAGGAGAUUUAAGGCAAUUGUGUUCUCUUCGUUUUCUAAAUAUCACCAUUUGUCCAAAUUUGAAGACAUUUCCGAAGGAGUGCCUAGGCUGCUUCAGCAGCUCGAAAGUACUGACUAUGGGUGGUUUCAGCGAAAAGUUGCAUCGAUUCCCAGGUCUCAGUUCCAUCCAUCAUCUUCAUGCCUCCCUUGAUUGUUUGCUAUUGUUAGGAUGGAAAAGAUUGAAGCAUCUACCGGAUCAACUUCAGCACCUCACAGCUCUUAAGCGAUUGGAGAUAUGGUCGUUUGAUGGGGUAGUAGCCUUGCCUGACUGGUUGGGAAAUAUGUCAUCUCUUCAAUCCUUAAAAAUCCACCAAUGCGAGAAGCUGAUGCUUCUGCCUUCCACACAAGCCAUGCAGCAGCUGACACAACUGAAGAGGCUUUUUAUUCACAAUUGUCCCAAAUUAAGUAGGAGAUGUGCCAAGGAGACUGGCGCUGAGUGGUCCAAGAUUUCUGACAUUUCAGAAGUCAUAAUUAAAAAUGAUAAUUGA